AGCUGCAAUGUGCGAUUUGCAUAAUGGGAGAAGUCGUUAGUCGAUAAGUGCGAUGGAAUGCCGUGGACACGCAAUCGUGUGCGGAUAUAAGCAUUUGAUUUCGGAGUGGGAGUCACAGUUUGGCUUCCAAGAUGCAGGUGCUAGGCGGCCCUCCACUCAGCUUGUGUCUUUUGGUGAUCAUCACUUCGCCACUGAUUGCAGCCAAUUCCCUGUGGAGUCUCGACCAGGUGGGAGCCUACCUCAGUGGCAUCUUCCGCUCCGUUGUGGGUCCACUAUUUGGCUUUGGCCGGGCAGCCAAUACCACCGCCUUAUAAAGCUAGUUCUGCUUACCGCACCAGUCCAAAGGGAACCGGCAGCUUCUCGACCACAUCCACUACGCAAUUGUCCAGCUGCUUGAGGAUCAGCUGGGCGGCAUAGAAGCCGGCGGGCCCGGCGCCCACAAUGCAUAUCCGCUUGGUGGGCGUGGCGCCCUGGAUCACCUGCAAUCGGGCGGAACUCGUGUGGAGGCCACGUCUCAGGAUGUUAUGCCAAUUGAUGCCCAUCGUGGACCAUUCGCCGGUUUUGGCUACUGGGACAGCAGCUUUUUUUCGGAUCUUACAGGGAAUCAAGCUGUUUGCUGGUGAUCUUAUAAAAGUUGUUUGCUAACGAUGAUUUUUUAGUUUCUCGUUAUCUCUCGAAAGACUUUCUUCAGUGCUCCCCAAAAUACCCAGCGAAAUCCAACCAAAACAGUGUAUUUACCCGAUUUCGCGUUUUGGUAACACUACGUGAUUUUGAGUCUAUUGGCUUUUCACGAUUUUCCCGCUUAUCACUGUGUGAAAUAUUCCACAUACGAUUUUCUUACAAAGCGUCUUAAAAUUCCGCAUUCUUAUACAUACAUAUACAUACAUAUGUACAUAUAUUAAUCUAAAUAAAUGUUUAAGCUCUUCUAAAGUUCAAAGUAAAACUAAGUGAAAUUAUUUUUGAAAUGUCUGCAUUCAAUAUUCAAUUAUGGUUUGACACACCAGAUAGAUAUAAGUUAUCUAAACAAAGUGACCUAAAACUAAAUUAAUUGUAUUACUGGAAAAAACAAUAAUAAACCAAAUGUGCGUCAUUUGACAUGUGAAUUUA
Molecule: messenger RNA, 1107 nt
Organism: Drosophila yakuba
Lineage: Eukaryota; Metazoa; Arthropoda; Insecta; Diptera; Drosophilidae
Exons: 2
Coding region: 132-314 (60 amino acids)
Source: RefSeq, a predicted model, not a curated record